AUGGUAUUACAGUACACGAGUACAGCUGUUGACCCACCUGUAACGCUCCUGAGAGGUGUAGACAGCUAUGAAAAUGAUGAACUUAUUGAAAAUAUGUUACCUGAAGAUGUGUGGUUUCAUGUGGAUAGCCUCUCAUCAGCACAUGUGUAUCUAAGGUUAAAAGAGGGCCAAACAAUUGAUGAUAUACCUAAACAAUUGUUGGAAGACGCAUGUCAAUUGGUUAAAGCAAACAGUAUUCAAGGAUGUAAAUUAGCUGAAGUUAAAGUAGUGUACACAAUGUGGUCAAAUCUUAAAAAAUUACCUGGCAUGAAACCUGGGGAAGUGGCAUUUCUGAAUCCAAGUAGUGUAAAAAAGGUUAAUGUGAAAAAAGAGAAGACUAUUGUCAAUAGAUUACAGAAGACCGAAAAAACUAUAGUAAUUGAUUACGAGAGUGCAAGGGCUGAGAGGGAACGAAAAGAAAUUGAAAAGAAGAAAGCAGCAAGAAAAAUUAAUUUAGAAAACAAAAAAGAAGAAGAGCGUAAAAAUCGUGAAGCUGCUGAACUAAAGUCUUACUCAUCUCUUAUGAAAACUGAAAAUAUGACAGCCAACACUGACUACUCUGGCUACGAUUCGGACAGUUUUAUGUAA
Messenger RNA from Macrosiphum euphorbiae (potato aphid), 627 nucleotides. NCBI's taxonomy places the organism in Eukaryota, Metazoa, Arthropoda, Insecta, Hemiptera, Aphididae. The record is from the annotation of a GenBank genome assembly.